This is a messenger RNA of Neoarius graeffei (lesser salmon catfish), 1843 nucleotides long. Its product is annotated as nuclear factor 7, brain-like. Gene Ontology annotation, molecular function: protein binding; zinc ion binding. The coding region runs from base 265 to 1668 and encodes 467 amino acids. The record is from RefSeq and is a predicted model, not a curated record. The transcript has 8 exons. NCBI's taxonomy places the organism in Eukaryota, Metazoa, Chordata, Actinopteri, Siluriformes, Ariidae.
GGUGUUCGAGCGAUGUGGCUGACGGCGUCACGGCGGCGGUGCUGGAGAUUUUGAUGUUUGUUUGAGUGUUUUGUCCGCCGGUGGUGGUGUAGCAGCUCUGGACCCAGUUUUGGGCGUUGGUUUCCCUCCAGGCCUUGGUUGCUGUGGGUGAUGCCUGCGCUCCCAGCUGUGGACUGCAGUGAGCUCGCUGCUCAUUUUACAUCGUGAAGUGAAAGUGAAACUGAGCAUUCGGACUAAAGAGAACAACAACAGCAGCAAAAUAAAAUGGCUUCUAAGUUUUCAGAGGAGGAUUUCUCCUGUCCUGUGUGCUGUGAAAUCUUCAAGGAUCCUGUUUUCCUGCACUGCAGUCACAGUGUGUGUAAAGUGUGUUUGCAGCAGUUCUGGGAGACCACAGGAUCCAGAGAAUGUCCUCUAUGUAGGAGGAAGUCAUCUGUGACUGAGCCUCCCAUAAACCUGGCCUUAAAGAACCUGUGUGAGACUUUGUUACAGGAGAGAAGUCAGAGAUCUUCAUCAGGGUCUAAAACCGUCUGCAGUCUGCACAGUGAGAAACUCAAACUCUUCUGUCUGGAUCAUCAACAGCCGGUGUGUUUGGUGUGUCGAGAUUCAAGAAAACACACCAACCACAAAUUCUGCCCCAUUGAGGAGGCAGUAACAGACUGUAAGGAGAAGCUCAAAACUGCACUGAAACCCCUACAGGAGAAACUGAAGAUCUUUAAAGACUGUAAACUGAACUGGAGUCAGACUGUAGAACAUAUAAAGAUUCAGGCCCAACACACAGAGCGUCAGAUUAAGGAGGAGUUUGAGAAGCUUCACCAGUUUCUACGAGAUGAAGAGGCAGUCAGGAUCACUGCACUGAGAGAGGAAGAGGAGCAGAAGAGUCAGAUGAUGAAGGAGAAGAUUGAGAAGCUGAGCAAAGACAUAUCCUCUCUUUCAGACACAAUCAAAGCCAUAGAAGAGGAGAUGGGAGCUGAAGACGUUUCGUUCUUAGAAAACUACAAGGCCACAGUCAAAAGAGCCCAGAGCACACUGCAGCAUCCAGAGGAGCUUUCAGGAGCAUUGAUCCAUGUGGCAAAACAUCUGGCCAACCUGCAGUUCAGAGUCUGGGAGAAGAUGCAGUACACCGUCCAAUACACACCUGUUAUUCUGGACCCCAACACUGCUCCUCCUGUACUCAUUGUAUCUGAUGAUCUGAAAAGUGUGAGAUGCAGCAAUGAGGAACAGAAACUUCCUGAUAAUCCAGAGAGAUUUGAUCAGUCUUGGUGGAUCCUGGGAUCUGAGGGCUUUAACUCAGAGACACACUGCUGGGAUGUGGAAGUUGGAGACUGUACACGGUGGAUUGUGGGUGUGAUGACAGAAUCUGCUCAGAGGAAGGGGGAGAUAAUCUCCAGAAGUGGAAUCUGGUAUGUGCAGUAUUAUGAUGGUAAAUAUUACGAAGGUUCUUCACCAAAUACAGUCACUCAGCUCUCAGUCGCACAGAAACUCCAGAGGAUCAGAGUGAAGCUGGACUGGGACAGAGGAAAACUGUCAUUCUCCGACCCUCUCACUAACACACACUUACACACUUUCACACACACAUUUACUGAUAAAUUACUGCCAAUCCUAGGUGUUUUUGGUUCCAUAAAGAUCCUCCCACUUGAGUGCUCUGUAAGAGUGAAUCAGAUCAGUUAGCAGAAUAUCUUGAAAUAAUGAAUUAACUCAAAUAAUAAGAUGUCUUAAAAUAUAUUAUCAUGAUAUAUUUUGAAAGUAUGAGGAAGUCAAAAUAAUAAGUGACACACUGUCUUGAAAUAACAAGGUAUUAACUCAAAAUAAUGAGAGCAUUUAAUUAAAAUCACAAAAGAGUGUU